Metarhizium brunneum ARSEF 3297 is the source of this 765-nucleotide messenger RNA. Lineage: Eukaryota; Fungi; Ascomycota; Sordariomycetes; Hypocreales; Clavicipitaceae. The record is from RefSeq and is a predicted model, not a curated record.
AUGGUGACCGCUACCGAGGAGCCCAAGGAGACGGCUCAGUCCCAUACGCCUCCUCAAGCCGCUACCGACGAUGCCCCCCCACCCGCUGAUGGCGGCCUCGACCUGUCUCUCAUGAAGAAAAAGAAGAAGAAGAAGGUGAAGAAGGAGGGCGGUGAGGAGGAUGACUUCGCUGCCAAGCUGAAGCAGCUGGAGGUCAAGGAUGCUGAGGAUGCUGCUGCCACUGCUGAGGAGGAGUCCGGUAAUAUGGAUGCCGGCACUGGUAUCUGGGCUCACGACGAGACCAAGACCAUCGGCUACAGCAUGCUCCUCCAGCGAUUCUUCCAUCAGCUGUCACAGAAGAACCCCGACCACACCCUCACCGGCACCAAGAGUUUCAAGAUCCCGCCCCCUCAGUGCAUGCGCGAAGGCAACAGGAAAACCGUCUUUGCCAACAUUGCCGAUAUCUGCAAGCGCAUGAAGCGAACCGAGGACCAUCUUACUGCUUAUCUGUUUGCCGAACUGGGAACAAACGGCUCUGUCGACGGAAAUAGGAGAUUAGUUAUCAAGGGCCGUUUCCAGCAAAAACAGAUCGAGGGUAUGGUCCGAAAGUAUAUUAUUGAAUAUGUCACCUGCAAGACCUGCAAAUCCCCCGAUACCGAGCUCAGCAAAGGUGAAAACCGUCUGUACUUCGUUACCUGCAACAACUGCGGUUCGCGACGUUCCGUCACUGCCAUUAAGACAGGUUUCUCUGCCCAGGUCGGUAAGAGAAAGAAGAUGCAGGGUUAA